Messenger RNA from Heterobilharzia americana, 1530 nucleotides. NCBI's taxonomy places the organism in Eukaryota, Metazoa, Platyhelminthes, Trematoda, Strigeidida, Schistosomatidae. The record is from the annotation of a GenBank genome assembly.
AUGCCCUGUCUCCUCCGUUUUCCAUGUAAAUUUGGAUCUUUGUUGAGGAAUUCAAGUAUCAGGGGCACAGCUGACGUCGUAAAUACUUUAAGUAUUGGACAAAAACUCAAAGAAACUCGUAAAAAGAUUCUCCUUGGAGGUGGUGAAAGGCGUGUAGAAGCUCAACAUAAACGUGGAAAACUCACAGCUCGGGAACGCAUUGAACUACUGGCAGAUGCUGAAAGUUUUGUCGAAUACGACGCUUUCGUAGAGCAUGACUGUCAUCACUUUGGUAUGGAGAUGCAAAAAGUUCCUUGUGAUAGUGUCGUCACUGGUCGUUGUCGAGUCAAUGGACGUACAGUUUAUUUAUUUAGCCAGGAUUUCACUGUUUUUGGUGGUAGCUUAAGUCUUGUUCAUUCUCGGAAAAUAUGUAAAAUCAUGGACCAAGCAAUAUUAGUUGGCGCCCCAGUCAUUGGGUUGAAUGACUCUGGUGGUGCUCGUAUUCAAGAAGGUGUCGCCUCUCUGGCAGGUUACGCUGACAUUUUUCAUCGCAACGUGAAUGCUUCAGGCGUGAUUCCACAGAUAUCUCUUAUUUUGGGUCCGUGUGCUGGUGGUGCUGUGUACUCGCCUGCACUAACCGACUUCAUUUUUAUGGUUCAAGAUACGUCCUACCUUUUCAUAACUGGGCCAGACGUUGUAAAAUCUGUCACAAAUGAGAACGUUUCGCAGGAGGAACUUGGAGGAGCCAGAAUGCAUACAACAGUAUCUGGUGUGGCUCAUCGAGCAUUUGAGAACGAAAUAGAAGCAUUGUUAUCACUUCGCAAAUUUUUGACGUUUUACCUGAUUCCUUCUGAACCUACGCUUGCUUACGAUAUGACAGACGUUAUUCAGAGUAUAAUAGAUGAAGGUGAUUUUUUCGAAAUUAUGCCGUCAUAUGCCAAAAAUGUUAUAGUUGGUUUCGCAAGAAUGGGCGGUCAGAGCGUCGGUAUCGUCGCCAACCAACCAAAAGUUUCUGCAGGUUGUUUGGACAUAAAUGCUUCUGUCAAGGCUGCUCGUUUUGUUAGAUUCUGUGAUGCAUUUAAUAUUCCUCUGAUAACUUUAGUCGAUGUUCCAGGUUUUCUUCCUGGUACUACCCAAGAAUAUGGAGGCAUAAUAAGACAUGGCGCAAAACUGAUAUUUGCCUAUGCUGAGGCCGUUGUUCCAAAAAUUACUGUUAUUACCAGAAAGUCGUAUGGUGGUGCUUACUGUGUUAUGAGUUCAAAGCAUUUACGUGGAGACAUAAAUUACGCGUGGCCAACUGCUGAGGUUGCAGUUAUGGGGGCAAAAGGAGCUGUCCAAAUUCUUUUUCGGGGAAAAGCAAAUCAAAUUCAGGCUGAACAAGAUUAUAUGAAGACCUUUGCUAAUCCAUUUCCUGCAGCUAGUCGUGGUUAUGUUGAUGACAUAAUAUACCCUCAACUUACACGAAUUCGCAUCUGCAAUGACUUGAAAUUACUGUCCACUAAAGAGUUGGAGAAUCCCUGGAAGAAGAAACAUUCGAAUAUGCCUCUUUGA